AUGGCAAAGAAGAAGACCAAGCAGCCCGUGUCUGACGACGUCGACGGUGGUGUCCCCAGCGGAAGCGCAUCGCAAUCGUCGUCCAAUGGCUCUUCUAGGGGUCGAAAUGCCUCGAGUGCUGUCGCGGACAAUGUUCCCGCGCUGAUAAUUUGUCGCAACAAGCAUUGGCGCUUUAUCUCAUCCUUUCAUGGCCCAUGGCUACAAAUGCCCAUCGAGAUCCUCGAAACGAUUGCGAACAUAAACUACAAUACCCCGCGCCCGCGCCCCAUCGAUCCUGCCGUCUUCUUCGACCUCCUCAAGAUCCGCCGGCUCGUCGACGAAGCUACAACUCUCGCAGUGCGGGCAGCCAGUGAUAUCGCCUCACCAACGUUGGCAAAUCUGCACGGAGGACUGAAUUCACAUACGGCGCUGGGGUAUGGCGGGCAUGGUGCAAAAUUAAGCAGAGAACGCAAAUUCCGAAUGAGAGAGCAGGCCAGCCAGAAGCUGGCCCGCGCAUAUCGUUUGGACGAGAUCGCCUGCAGCGUUGCUACGAUGCAGGGAGCGUCAACGCUUGAAGAGAUCGGAUCUCUGGUGUUGCAGCGCAGCAAAGAAGAUCCCGAUGCCAAAUACGUCCACUUUUUCCAUGAAAAGAUACCCUCAAGGCAACUGGCUGAGUGUACCAGUUUGCAGCCCUUGGACGAUAUCAUAUCUGCUAGGCCGACCGAGGGCGAGGCACUUCGAACCAGGGCUACCGUGAGGAUAUUCAAAGACGAUUACGAGGGGGCUGCUCAAGACUUGAGUAGCGCGCUGCAAGUGCACCGCUUUCAUCAGCCACUUCACCGACCACCUUCGUCGCAGGAUCUACAGCUAGCCACUGGAUCCCGAAGACCCCCGGACGUGAUUCUUACCGAGGAGCAGCAACCUAGCAGCUUGGAAACACAGCUGCUAUUUCAGCGCGCUGGGGUAUACUUGACAAUGGCAUGCCAGCAUGUGGUUGACGGCCUCCCUGAGGCAGCUGCAUCUCCGCGGACUGGUAGCUCGAAGGAAGCAUCUCGUGAUGCGAGUCCCGGAGGCGAAGUCCCGUCAGACCAGCCUUCAGAACCUACUGCGGCAGAGAAAGAGGCAGGGCGCCAACGUCUGGAGAAACGUAAAAUCGUGAAGACGUACGCCAAGAGAGCUCUGCGCGACUACUUGGCUUACCUGUCCAAAUUCGAAUACACCCCUGAUUUGCCCCUGAGGGUGACAAGAGAAUUCACUGAGAAGGUUAAUCUCGCAGCUCACGGUAUCCGUCACCCUCGAGUCCCCGACUCGGGGCCUGCCCCUUCUUACAAAACUUACCCCUUGUCCGAUCUGUUCGCUGCCGUCCCCCCCGCAGACAUCCCGCCGUAUCCCUCUCAGGAACUCGUGCGUCAAUCUGGCCCCGCCCAGCCGUCCGAGCACGAGGCCAUUACAUAUCAUCCCUUGCUCACGGAUGCUCUUCAUUCGCUUCUUCUUUGCCAUUGCCUUGUUCAAACAUCUACGAAAGAGCUUCUGCGCCACGCGCACAUGGUAGCUCGACUAGCGCGUCUGGCUGACGGAUAUCCGAUCUUUCAAGCGAGUCGGUCUCCAGCGAGAGCAGAUUGGAUCGAGGUACUUCGAAGAGCUGGCAACUGGAUUUCAAUGACUUCAUCGUGGGAACAACUUUGCGCCCCUGCACCGCUACCAAUACUAGACGUUGCCAUGGCUGAGCACCAGAACAAGAUUCAGUCGUCUCCGAAGGCUGCCGCCCUUGCGGCUGCGUCAAUCACCAAGGACAGCAACACGCUGGCCCACAUUGGGGAGAAUGAGGAACAGCGCAAGGAGCGGAUUCGUCAGCAGGCCAUCAUGGACUCCCUUGACGACGAUAGAGUCGUUGACGAGGCAAGCCUUCGUGCUGCUAUUACUGCUCGUCAGAAGCGAGCCCAGGAGGAUCACGACUACUUGCAAGGCAUCAAGAACGGUUUCAACGGGAAGCAAGACACGGGUCUCGCUGGCCAGCCUUCACCUGCCUUGCGGCGGUGGAGUGUCGAUGAUGGACGAGAAUAUCCCAUAUUGACUGAGCGCGCCGCUGCAAUUGCCCGCUGGGUGCUCGAGGCACCCACGGUGAGCCUGGGAACGGCCAAGCGGAAGAAGAAGUCGGGCCCGAAAAAGGACAAGGCCCCAAACGGGUCGGAAGCGGCGAUGAGCGGUAUGGCUAACCUGGCCGUCAGCGAAGCCGGUAGAGCUGUAGACGCGCAGGCAUAG
This is a messenger RNA of Colletotrichum gloeosporioides, 2241 nucleotides long. RefSeq lists its product as uncharacterized. The transcript has 2 exons. The record is from RefSeq and is a predicted model, not a curated record. Lineage: Eukaryota; Fungi; Ascomycota; Sordariomycetes; Glomerellales; Glomerellaceae. The coding region runs from base 1 to 2241 and encodes 746 amino acids.